Molecule: messenger RNA, 1350 nt
Organism: Soboliphyme baturini
Lineage: Eukaryota; Metazoa; Nematoda; Enoplea; Dioctophymatida; Soboliphymatidae
Source: the annotation of a GenBank genome assembly
AUGCCUCGCACCUGCUGCUGGUACCCUCCGCUGUGUGCGGUGCUUGUUUCGGCUCGGUUCGGAUCCGAUCGGCGCAGAGCACAUGAUAUGGAUGCACGAUCGCGAAAAUGCGAAAUAGCGUGGAAUAACCGAGUGCCAGGCGCGUUCGAGGUGUUGCCUCUGCCGAACUGUGUCGCAUGCGCGUCAUCGUGGCUGCAGAGAGGUAUACGAGAGCGCCGUGUGUCGCAUGCCGUACGCAAACAAACGGCUUUCACCUUCGUACCGCCAGACACACUGAUGUGGAGGAGUGCCUAUGACAGAGGUGAACUUUUAGUGCGCUUGUUUUGCCCUCAUAUGAUGCCGUGGUCUCUGUUCAAUUCCGCGCAGCGGCGUUCCUUCAACCUUUCGGACAAGAAGGCGGCGAAACAUCAGUCCUCUUACGGAUGCGGCUACGAUGCGAUUGUACCGGAGGCGAACAACGCUAGCCUCAGGCGCUACCUGCAGUACAAGCCGUCCGUGUUUCGACGUCAGCUUUCGGUGGCACCCACGCGCCGGCCCGCGGACGACAUUGAGAAUUUCGAGAACGCGUCGCUUUGCUCGGUACCCAUUGCUCGACACGAAAAAGUACACUUUACGAAGUCCGAGGGCGCUCGGCAAAAUCGGUCGCCCGUACUGACCGUGCGCAGCUCGUGGAGACAAGACCGCGAUCGCCAGGGUUUGUGCCACAGCGGAGAAUCGGCCAUACGGAUCAGUGCCAGCCCGAACUUGGUCACGAACUCGUCUGUCGACUCAUGUCGGCCAGUUCGUCAGUCGGACAGCCUCGACCACCUUCGACCGGUGAAGCAUCAUAACCGAGUUACUUACUGCAGUUCACUGCAGUUUCCAGAUUUGCUCAACGACUGCGUUAAGAUUGCCGGCAGCUCAAGCAACACCUAUCGAAGCACUCUAAGCAAACACAUCGUUUGUAGCUGUCCCGAAAAAGACCUGGAUUGGAAGUGCAAACCGCUCAAGUUAUGGACCACCAAUGACGUCAUCGCCUGGCUGCAGCACAUUGGCAUGGAUGAAGUGGCAUCGGUUUUUAUAGCUCAACUGGGGAUUGAAGAUCCUCAGACGCAGUCGUACCUGUUGAAGGAGUUGGCUGCUCUGAAAAACGAAGAAAAGUCCAAUACGUUUGGGAAGCGGAUUAACAAACGAAGAACAAAGCUGUUUCCGCUCGUUUCUGAAUUCCCAGCCAGCAACAUCAUGGCACUGACACUGCCAAAGUUUUUCAACUGCUGGGACAUAACCGUCGCGUCUUCUCCUAUCGAUGGGAGCCUUAGAAUUACGAAUUGUCGGCGAGACGAUUUGCCACUUCGAGUCGGAGACAUGUAA